This is a messenger RNA of Amoebophrya sp. A120, 901 nucleotides long. The record is from the annotation of a GenBank genome assembly. Lineage: Eukaryota; Dinophyceae; Syndiniales; Amoebophryaceae.
GAAUAAAUAGCAAAAAGCAUUUACGUCCUCAAGGAGGGGAACGAAUCCCGCGCGGUGUUUGUGUUGGCGCACGUUGCUGGUGUUGUGUGUUGGGACGCCGGCAAUAUCGCGGCAGCUGUAACUGCGCCAGGAGAAAGGUCGAGGGAACACUGCGCCCGAGACAGCCAAGCCCGCAACAGAGACUCAUCCGCAUCAAUGUCUUGCCCGCGAUGAUCAGCUGCGUAGCGGUGGAGCAUCGGCGGCCCCAGUGGUCGCUAGACCGAUUCCGGGCGAGUCGAGCAGCCGUCGCCCUCUGCACCAGCACAAGUCGUUUAACGGCAGGCAACAAACUCGGAGGACGACGAGGCAGCAAACGCUGAAGCGCGCAAAGAUGACGCGGCGGAACUCGACGAAGCCGAACGCAAGGCCGAAUCGGACGCCGUCAGUACCUCCCUCGACAAUCGGCACCGCGCCCCCUGGCGUGGCCCCAUCGCCCCAAAACUGCGGGCCCGCGGAUGCCCGGCGCCGGCUUCCCUGGUAGCUGCGCCUAUUUCACACGCCCUGCGCGUGAGAAUUGGGCGCGGCAGCGCCAACUUUCUCGGCAUAUGCCGCCGCCCGGCGAAUGGGGCGGGUUUCGCUACAUAGAAGGCGCCGCACGAUCAGAAACAUACGCGGCCCGGGCCCCCGCGCAGCGGCGCGGGCCUGUGUUCCAUUGUGUAUGAAGGCGCCCGGACCUCGGCAGAUGCGCGGACCAUUUUUGGGGGCGCGCGCGUAUAGUCAUAACGACACACCACGCCGCCAUGCCCAUGGCGAAAGGAAAGGACGCCAACAUGUCGCGCGACAUUUAUUGACGGGAAUACAACAACGACAAGCUGCCGGGAUGAACAUCCUGAACCAAAAAAAUAUAUCCACACCUUCCUAG